This is a messenger RNA of Acanthochromis polyacanthus (spiny chromis), 3041 nucleotides long. It is a transcript of the gene prkcha, whose product is annotated as protein kinase C, eta, a. The record is from RefSeq and is a predicted model, not a curated record. NCBI's taxonomy places the organism in Eukaryota, Metazoa, Chordata, Actinopteri, Pomacentridae. The transcript is spliced from 14 exons. Gene Ontology annotation, molecular function: diacylglycerol-dependent serine/threonine kinase activity; ATP binding. Bases 266 to 2305 code for a protein of 679 amino acids. Gene Ontology annotation, biological process: protein phosphorylation.
UUGGUUUCGUGUUGUGUGUGUUGUUGAGAGCAGUUAUGCGGAACUUGAGUCUCCUCCUCGGCGUGUUUCUGCUGCGGCUUCCUAUUUACUGAAACUUCUUGUGGCAUGUUCACAGAGAUCUGGUCUCUGACAGUCAGGAUGGACUGAGCUGACACCAACAUGACUUUAUUACAUAUGCAGUGGGUGUGAAUGUGGUUUUUUUUUACACACCUUUCUUUUGCGCUUUUCUUUAUUUAGUUUUUCUGUACUUUCCACAUAACUGAAGAUGAAGUUUAACGGGUACCUGAAGCUGCGGAUCGGUGAGGCGGUGGACCUGAAGCCCACCACCUUCUCCCUUAGACACUCCGUCAUCUUCAACAAGGCUCCUCCGGCCCUGGACCCCUACAUAGUGGUGAAAGUGGACGACUACAAAAUCGGACAGACCCACACCAAGCAGAAGACCAACAUGCCCACGUACAACGAGGAGUUCUGCCUCAACGUGAACGACGGCAAGCAGAUCGAGCUGGCGGUUUUCCACGAUACUCCGAUCGGGUACGAUGACUUUGUGGCCAACUGCAUCAUCCAACUGGAGGACCUCAUCCAGACCUCCAACACUGGGGAGACCUUUGAGGGAUGGAUGGACUUGGAGCCAGAGGGCAAGGUCUAUGUCCUAAUUACACUCACUGGAUCCUUCACUGAUGAUGAUGCCUUAGUGAAAGAAAAGACCUACAAGCAGUUCACAAGGAAGCGUCAGAGGGCCGUGAAACGGAAGAUCCACCAGGUCAACGGGCAUAAGUUCAUGUCCACUUUCCUCCGUCAGCCCACCUUCUGUUUCCACUGCAAAGAGUUCAUCUGGGGUGUUUUUGGAAAGCAGGGUUACCAGUGUCAAGUGUGUACCUGUGUGGUUCACAAACGAUGCCACGAGCACGUUGUCACUGAGUGCCCACUCAUGAAGAAACCUGCAAAAGAACAACAGCCCAUAAACCAAGGCUUCAGCAUCAACGUCCCUCACAAAUUCAACAUGCACAACUACAAGUCGCCCACCUUCUGCGACCACUGUGGCUCCCUGUUAUGGGGAAUAGUCCGACAGGGGCUGCACUGCAAAAGCUGCAAGAUGAACGUUCACAUCCGCUGCAAAGGCAACGUUGCUCCCAACUGCGGAGUCAACAGCGUGGAACUGGCCAAUAGGCUCGCAGAGAUGGGUCUGCAGGCUGGAGGGCUUGCCAAGCGAAACUCAGUGGUCAAAAGUGUAGAGCCGAUGAAGGCGCCCUCUGAAAGGAGGGAGAGUACUGAAACUCAGCGUCAAACUCCUCGAUUGGGAAUUUCAAACUUCACGUUCCUCCAAGUGCUUGGCAAGGGCAGCUUUGGCAAGGUGAUGCUGGCGAGGCUAAACAGCAGAGAACGAGUUUUUGCUGUGAAGGUGUUGAAGAAGGACAUCAUUUUGCAGGACGACGAUGUUGAGUGUACCAUGACAGAGAAGAGGGUGCUGUCAUUGGCCCGCUGCCACCCCUACCUCACACAGCUGUACUGCUGCUUCCAGACACCGGACCGCCUCUUCUUCGUGAUGGAGUUCGUGAAUGGUGGAGAUCUCAUGUUCCACAUCCAGAAGUCGAGGAAGUUUGAGGAGGCCAGAGCACGUUUCUACUCGGCAGAGAUCACAUCUGCUCUCAUGUUCCUGCACAGCAAAGGCAUCAUUUACAGGGAUCUGAAAUUGGACAAUGUUCUUCUUGAUAAAGACGGUCACUGCAAGCUGGCGGAUUUUGGGAUGUGCAAAGAGGGCAUAUUUGAAGGUGUGGCGACGGGAACUUUCUGUGGGACUCCGGACUACAUUGCACCCGAGAUCCUGCAGGAGAUGCUGUACGGACCCUCUGUGGAUUGGUGGGCGCUCGGGGUGCUGCUGUUUGAGAUGCUGUCAGGACACGCCCCCUUCGAGGCCGAAAAUGAAGAUGACCUCUUUGAAUCCAUCCUCAAUGAAGAGAUUGUUUACCCGUCUUGGCUCAGCACGGAGGCAUUUAACAUACUCAAAGCUUUGUUGACCAAAAACCCAGCCCGGCGUCUGGGCUGUGUGGCCUCAGAGGGCGGUGAGAGCGCAGUGACCAGCCACGCCUUCUUUACCGGCAUCGACUGGGAGAAACUGAAUCGUAGAGAAAUAGAACCACCCUUCAAGCCCAGGAUUAAAACACCAGAGGAUGUGAACAACUUUGACCCAGAUUUUACUCAGGAAGAGCCAACCCUCACACCCAUUGAUGACCCUGUCAUCCCUUCUGUCAGCCAGGAGGAGUUUCAAAACUUUUCCUUCACUUCACCCGAACUGCUGGAGAGCUAAUCAUGUCCUCACUGAUUUGCCAGUCAUCAUGUACUUGUCUCAGUCAUCUCUGUGUCUAUGACGUAGCAGAAGGCAGUCCCCAGUGGUAUGUACAGUUUGACGCUGCCACGUUACCCCAGAGAUAUGAGUGUGCAAACUGCCAGAGGACUCAGCCAAACACAAGCUGGACAAGAAACCGCGGCUUCACAUGAACUCUUACGCACUUGUGAAAUUCAAAGCGGCGUGUGACCAGCUUUCAGAAUUGUAUUUAGUUUUAACUGUGAUAUAGCUUAAGUGAUGCAUUCAUUUAAGUGUCUAUGUGGUCAGUAUGUAUUUGAUAUGUUAUGUUGUGAUGAGUUUGCUUCCAUUUACUUCAAAUGAAAAAGCACUUUUUGGAACACAAAGACAUGGUUUGUGAUUUAAAUUUUGCUCCGGGAAGAAAUCAUAAGUCAGUUUUACCCAAGCUUGCAAGACAUUCCCAGAAAAGUUGAAGUGCCAGUUAUAUCCUGGAAGGACUGAGAGAGCAGUUGAAAUAUUUUCUCAAUGAUGUGACCCUACUCUGGAAAAAAUGCACAAACUGACACGGACCCACAUUGACUGGCUAAAAGAGAGUGGAUGGUUGAGUCCAUCCAUUUUAUGAAGAAGAAAAGGGUAAAAUUUAAAUGAAGCUCAAAUAACAGCAUUAUAUCUACGUCAAACCUUUUGAUUGAAUUAAGUUAAAGGUUCAGUUUUUAAUCAAAUAAAAAAUUUAAAAGGA